Molecule: messenger RNA, 1410 nt
Organism: Macrosteles quadrilineatus (aster leafhopper)
Lineage: Eukaryota; Metazoa; Arthropoda; Insecta; Hemiptera; Cicadellidae
Exons: 1
Coding region: 1-1410 (469 amino acids)
Source: RefSeq, a predicted model, not a curated record
AUGGUAGACAUCACUCCAUCGGGUUUCUUCGUGGUCUUCAGACUUUACUUUAUAGUUUACCAAGUUUGUUUAGCCGGUAAAUCCAUUACCAACUCAGAUUUUACUUAUCUUGUCAGGGAGCCAACAUUCGUAGACAAAACUCUGUUCAUAAAGGAAAUUCUCGAAGACCGAGGUAACAAAAUAGUCUUAACAGCCCCACGGGGCUUUGGUAAGUCAUCUAAUUUGCAAAUGUUGAAAGCAUUUUUCCAAAUAGAAGUGGACAAGAAUGGGAACAAAGUGACGUCGAUGAAAGAUGGAAGUAAACCAAUCAAAGACACGCCAAAUUAUAAACUCUUUCAGCAAAAGAAAAUCAUCAAUCACAGAGAUGCAAUGGAUAAUCAUUUUGGUAAAUAUCCUGUAAUACAAUUGGAUUUCAAAAACGUUGUUGGCUUUACAAGCUUCAACGAAAGUCAAGAUUUCAUCAAGGAAGUUCUCCACGAAGCAAUAUCAGAACAUUCUUAUUUGAAGAACAGUGAAAAACUCUUUGACGAUGAAAAAGAAUUUAUUAGACUGUGGUCCUCUGAUGAGUACAAACUUGAAGAUAUGGGAACUCUGAUACCAGGGCUGGAGAAGCUAUCCAAGUACCUCUUCAAGCACUUUGACAGAACUAGAGUGAUUGUCCUGAUAGAUCACUAUGACUCACCUAUCUUCUACUGUGUGACUCAUACCGGGGUGGCUCAAGACGCGUUCAACUACGUCAUCAACGUAGUCCAAGCGUUCUUCCACAUUCCCAAGGACGAUUACUACGUAGACACGUUCAUUCUGACAGGAGUUUCACAAGUGGAAGAGCCUCAUGUGUCGAACGCGAGAGUCAUUGAGAGGUAUGAGUUUCUGAACCAACACAGAUUUGUUCCUUUCUUCGGUUUUGUUGACAGCGAAGUUUUUGAUCUUGUCGGACGGUACGCCAUAGAGGUAGACGAUGAGUUGUUGGAAUCAGUUCACAAACAUUACGGUGGCUAUGAGAGCUUGGAUAAUGUGACAGUUCACAACCCUUGGGCUCUUCUGAACUACUUAGACCGACAGAAGUUUGAACACAUUUGGGCCAGAAGAAGUAGAAUUCCAAACCUACAAAUGCUUCUGAAGAUUCCCGACGUGCAUCAAAAGUUGGAGAGGAUGUUGAAAGGCCUUCCGACUGUCAUGGAGCUGAAAAAAGUAUUUUCGUUUGAAAAUUUCAAAGUCCUUCGAGAUCUUGUGAACGAACCGAAUGGAAAACGGCACUUGAUGUACUCAACUCUUUUAUUUUCUUUGCUGUUUGAAAGAGGCUUCUUAUCUUAUGAUCCUUCAGUAGUUUCUGCUGUAAGUGAUGCUAGGAGAUACGUGAUUCCCAAUGAAGAGGUGAAAAAGCUUUUAUGGGAAACUUUGGACGAGUGA